Messenger RNA from Dermatophagoides farinae (American house dust mite), 1625 nucleotides. Its product is annotated as 2-phosphoxylose phosphatase 1. NCBI's taxonomy places the organism in Eukaryota, Metazoa, Arthropoda, Arachnida, Sarcoptiformes, Pyroglyphidae. Gene Ontology annotation, molecular function: phosphatase activity. The record is from RefSeq and is a predicted model, not a curated record. Gene Ontology annotation, biological process: glycosaminoglycan biosynthetic process; chondroitin sulfate proteoglycan biosynthetic process; dephosphorylation. Gene Ontology annotation, cellular component: Golgi apparatus.
AUGUUGUCAUUAUUCAAUCAUGGAAUUGAUCGUAUCAAUAUUUUAUUAAUUUGUCUUAUACCAAUUAUGAUCAUCAUUUCUAUUGCAUUUAGGACCAAUGUUGAACAAAUAUCUGAAAAUGAUCUUAAAUCUGAUUAUAAUCUUAAAUCUGAUCCAAAACUGAAUGGAUUACGAAAAUAUUGUAAUUUUUUGGACGAUAUUCAAAUUGGUGAUGAAAAUUCAUUCAAUUAUUGUGGUUAUGAUCUGGAAUUGGAAAAAAUAAUAUUAUUAAUUAGACAUGGUGAUCGUGGACCACUUAAAGAUGUAAGAAAUUUGAACAAUAUUCCCUGUAAUCAUACCCAUUUGGAUGAAAUAAAUCGAAUCAAUGAUGAACAAACAAUGGCAAUAUCAACACUGUUAUCGAAAUUCAUUGCCAAAUCUAGUGUUUAUGAUAGUAAAUUUCUUGGUUCCAUUCCCAUGUCUGAUGGUUGUAUGCCUGGUUUAUUGACAAAAUUUGGUCUUUCACAACAUAUCAAAUUAGGUUUAUUAAUGAAUCAUGUAUAUAGACCAAAAUUGAAUAUGAAUCCAGACGAUUCAUUCAUUGCCAAACAGAUUCGUAUCAACACAACACCAUAUCCACGAACCGUACAAUCGGCUAUGGCUUUUUUACAUGGUUUUCUCAGCGAAAAAAAUGAUGCCCUCAACGUUUUUGAUUUAAUGUCGAUGAAUUUUCAUCAAUUUUCCAAUGUUUAUUUUUGUGAUUAUCAUGAUACUCAGAAAUAUUGUUUUCGUAAUUGCACAGAAAUGGAUGAAUUAUUGAAAAAAAUCUACAAAACUUUUAGCUAUGAUCAUGACAAAGAUUUUGCACAGAUGAUUAAACAAGUGGAACAAAUUAUCGUGCCAACAAAUGUAGCUGAUCCGAUUGGAAGCUAUAAACGUUCGAUUGUAUCCAUUUUCGAUACGCUUAAUUCAUUUAUUUGUCAUCAACAACGAUUACCUUGUCAUCAACAAAAUGAUGAUGAUGAUGAUGAUUACAAUAAAUGUAUUGCAAUCAAUGAUGUUGAACUAAUCUUCACAUUCAUCAGUGGUUUAGGCCAUAAAUUAAUGCAUUCGGAAGAUAAUCAUCGUGUUAGUUGGAUGCAAUCUUAUGGUCUACUAUUGAAUAUUAUCGAUCAAAUCAAAUCGAAUGAAAAAUUAACAAUAUUUUCCGGACAUGAUUUAACCAUUCAUUCAUUAGCUACAGUAAUUGGUUUUGUUGAACAUAACAUUCCACCGUAUGCAUCACGUGUUAUAUUUGAAAUUUAUUCACGGAAAUCAUCAUCAUCAACAACAACAACAACAACAAUAAACAAUGAAAAACUUAUUCGUAUAGUAUACAAUGGUAAUGAUGUGACCGAAACAUUUCCAUUAUGUAAUUCAAUUUAUAAUGAUGCUGCUUCUGCUGCUGCUGAUGCUGAACAUUGUAUUCGAUUCGAUGAUGAUGAUCAUACAAUUUUGAUCAAAUUAACUAGUCUUGAAAAUUUUAUACAUACUAAAUUUGUUGAACAUUAUUUGUUUGAAAAUUGUUGAAUUUUUUUUUGUUGUUGUUGUUGUAAUAAUCAAAUUAUUAUUACCAAUUGAAAAAUAAUGGGCAGCUGAAAUUCAGU